Molecule: messenger RNA, 2486 nt
Organism: Chionomys nivalis (European snow vole)
Lineage: Eukaryota; Metazoa; Chordata; Mammalia; Rodentia; Cricetidae
Gene: Ankef1
Product: ankyrin repeat and EF-hand domain containing 1
Exons: 10
Coding region: 114-2441 (775 amino acids)
Molecular function (GO): protein binding
Source: RefSeq, a predicted model, not a curated record
GUCAAAGGGCUGUCUACUUUGCCUGACCAAUGUGGAGCCCACUGUGAGCAGCCCAUUUCAGAGACAGUUUUCGUCUUAGUCCAGAAAGAAUUAUUAAGAAGUGACUGUCUAACAUGGCUUUAGCAGACAAGAGACUUGAGAACUUACAGGUCUACAGAGUUCUUCAGUGUGUUCGCAACAAAGACAAGAAGCAGAUAGAGAAGCUGAUCAAACUUGGAUACCCCGAGCUAAUCAACUUCACUGAACCUGUGGAUGGACUGAGUGCUCUCCACUUAGCCUCAGUUUCCAAUGACAUUGACAUGGUUAGCUUUCUCCUUGGACUUGGCGCUCACCCUGAUGUGCAAGACCGCAUGGGCUGUACCCCGACCAUGAGGGCUGCAGAGCUGGGCCAUGAGUUGUCCAUGGAAAUUUUAGCCAAAGCCAAAGCUGAUAUGACAAUCGUUGAUAAUGAAGGCAAAGGUGUUUUGUUUUACUGCAUUUUACCCACCAAGCGGCAUUAUCGCUGUGCGCUGAUUGCCUUGGAUCAUGGUGCGGAUGUCAACAACCUCACCUAUGAAGGGAAGCCAGUUUUCCUCAAAGCUUGUGAAGAAGCACAUGAUGUGAAGGAUAUGUGCCUGACAUUCUUGGAGAAAGGAGCCAAUCCUAAUGCCAUCAACUCAUCUACAGGGCGCACAGCUCUGAUGGAAGCAUCAAGAGAAGGGGUGCUGGAAAUAGUUCGAGGCAUAUUGGAAAGAGGAGGUGAAGUGAAUGCAUUUGACAAUGAUAGACACCACGCUGCGCAUUUUGCUGCCAAAGGAGGCUUUUUUGAUAUAUUGAAGCUUCUCUUUGCCUACAAUGGAGACAUGGGGCUGAUUGGAAUGGACGGGAAUACACCACUUCAUUACGCUGCCAUGGGAGGCUUUGCAGACUGCUGUAAAUACAUAGCUCAGCGAGGAUGUGACCUAAAAUGGAAAAAUUUGGAACAUAAAACACCCCGGGCUGUGGCAAAAGAUGGAGGCUUCAAAGCUGCAGGCAAGGAGAUACGCAGAGCAGAAAGGACUGCAGCUAAACUCGCGAAGCCUGGAGUCAAAAAUCCUAACCCACUCUGGGCCCUCAGGCUGCACGACUGGUCUGCGGAGCACGAGGCUUUCCUUCGGGAAGCCUUUUCCUUCGUGGACAGGGGUGAUGGCGUGGUCAGCAAAGACGACUUCGUGACGACCCUGGAGGAGAAGCAAGACUUUGCCACCUCUGAGCAGCUGCUUUCCAUUGCUCAAAUGCACGAAAAAAGCCGGGGAGGCGGGGUCAACCUUAAUGAGUUCUUUAAGGGAACCAAAUACUUAAGUAAGUCUUAUGUCUUGGGAUCUUUCGGGCCUAAGAAAAAGAGAAAGGGUUUGGGCAAAAAGCCAAAGAAAGGCAAGUUUGUUCUGCCUCUCCCGAUCUGCACCAUUCCGGAGAACGCCUUUCCGCGGCGGACAGAUGGGGGCCCGCCCUACUACAUGAUCGAGACUUACCAGAACGUCACCGACUGCAGCAGGUUCAACCGGGACCACCCUCCUGAGCACCCCAUCCAGGACGAUUCUGAGUGGUACAUCGAUGAUCCCGGGAAGGUCUUCGCAAAUAUUAAUUUUAUCACCAAGGCAGGAGACCUGGCCUCUCUGAAAAAGGCUUUCGAGGCAGGAAUACCUGUGGAUAUGAAGGAUAGUUCUUACAAGACGCCACUCAUGACAGCGUGUGCCAGUGGCAAUAUGGAUGUGGUCAAGUUUCUUCUUGAAAGAGGGGCGAAUGUUAAUGCAACAGAUAAUUUUCUGUGGACUCCACUUCAUUUCGCAUGCCAUGCUGGCCAGCAAGACAUUGUUGAACUACUUGUUAAAUCUGGGGCUACAAUAGAUGCUAUGUCAAUCAACAACUCCACUCCUUUAUGUAGAGCCAUCGAGAGCUGUAGACUAGACACUGUAAAAUACCUGCUUGAUAUUGGUGCUAAGUUCCAGAUUGAGAAUAGAAAAGGGCAUGCUGCCAUGGAUGUUGCAAAGGCAUACGCUGAUUAUAGAAUAAUUGAUAUGAUAAAAGAAAAAAUAGAUAACCUACCUAAACCAGCAGAUAAUCAAAAACUGAAAGGCAAGCUUCCUAAACUGAAGACCGAAGGCACAGACAUCAAGAAAGAGGAGGAAACACUGUCAUCAAUUUAUGCUGUACCAACAAUAACAGAGGAAAAGAAAUUACACAAGGAUAAUGUGGUCUACCUCAAUUCACUGAUUACCAGUGGUUACACGAAGAAGGUCGAUAUCACAUUUAUCCCACAUAGGAUUUGGAGUCCUGAAGCCACCACGGCAGAGCUGAUCAGGAAGAGGGAACUGCGAAGGGAGAGAUUCACGUAUGAGGUGGACUUCGAAGACUUCAUGAUGCCUUUCCAAAAGAACAUCAAGGAGAAAGCUCAAGCACUGGAGGCGUCCUUGAAGCUCUAAGUCACAGCAGUUGCCUCCUGGGGUUAGUGCUUUGUGGCCCAGAGU